AUGACAUUCGGGCCGAUCGUUCACCCGGUCGCCAGCGUUGCGCAGCUGAAUGAGUCCAACGCUGUUUUGUGGAGCAUUGCAGCUGGUGCAAAUCCCCUCCCUGUGGCAAGAGUAUCUGCCUGGAUCAACGUGAGAGGUCUCGCAGAAGCGCAUGUGCAGGCGCUAUUGACACCGGAGGCUGGUGGGAAGCGACACGUCCCUGCAUCUGGGGAGCCGUUUUGCUACGAAUGGGCGGCCGAUAUCAUCAAGACGAAGUCGACUGGGCGCAGGACACAGUCACUCCAAACUAUGAGGCUGGCAAGAGACCAGGACCGACGUACAAACUAG
Messenger RNA from Aspergillus clavatus NRRL 1, 327 nucleotides. RefSeq lists its product as uncharacterized. Bases 1 to 327 code for a protein of 108 amino acids. The transcript has a single exon. The record is from RefSeq and is a predicted model, not a curated record. Lineage: Eukaryota; Fungi; Ascomycota; Eurotiomycetes; Eurotiales; Aspergillaceae.